Molecule: messenger RNA, 3247 nt
Organism: Trichophyton rubrum CBS 118892
Lineage: Eukaryota; Fungi; Ascomycota; Eurotiomycetes; Onygenales; Arthrodermataceae
Exons: 1
Coding region: 2016-2390 (124 amino acids)
Source: RefSeq, a predicted model, not a curated record
CGGCCUUGUUAUUUAGUGCCAAUGAUAUAACGACUUUCCCUGCAGCCAAUUAGUUAGGGGCCUCCCCUUUUUGAUCCAGUGGUUUGAUAUUUAGUGUCCUAGUUACGAAAUGCAAAUGGGACAAAACAAGUGCACCUCCAACCUGGAGAUGAUAGAUAGUCUAGUUAACUCCCGGUCUAACUAGCUGGAUCAUCAGGUGUAUAAAAGUUUGAAUAUCGUUUGAAUAUCGCAUAGAAAUGUAUUGGAUAAUGGCUAUUUCGCCAGCAGCUAGGUAAGCAGAUACAAUUCCAGUCGCUCACACAUGGAUUUCCUAACUCCGUAUCUCAUGGAACUUAAGCAAUGACUCCAUCCCACAACCAACAAUAUUCCUUGUUCCGCACAUAUUAGGGAGCCGGCUAGCUUUAAAGUGCUUGGAGCCUUCAAAUAGCGUAUCUCGUACGGAGGUAAGGUAGUUAUGCGUUUAUCUCAAUAUUGUACCCUGGAAUUACCCACAUUAGCCAACAAUCGAAAUACUCGCCUCUUCGGGAUCCUUACAUUCAUUUCCCCCCGCGCUUCAUUCUGACUACCUUGGUAUAAAUCUUCGGGCGAAGAUUGUUUCAUAGAUUGAAGCAGAUGGACAAAUCCUGCUACCACGGCGUAGCCAAACACGAAGAGAGCAAGGUUGUUUAGAGGGCUGAUUUUGCUCAAAAGCUCGAACAUAGCUGCUGACAGGUUGACUUUUUUGUAUUGGACGGUGAUAUCUGUGCUAUGUAUGGUGGGUCCUGUUUAUGGUUUACUUCCAUAUUACUUACCCCCAAGGCUGAUGGCUGAGUAUUUAUAUUGAUCUCCAGAUCUAUACAACUCAAGUUGUCGCAAAAUUUCAUGUGAAUCUGUAUUUGCAUAUUACUCUUCUCAAUCCUGUCAAAACGCAUACAUUGUACUAAUGGUUUAAAAGGCAUUACAAAUCACCACAGAAGGCCAAUUAACAGGGCUUCUACCAGGCUUUAGAGCACAGACGAGGCUGGAUGGCCCUGCUAUUGGGUCCAGCCUCACUGCAUGGACAAGGGUAGGCUCUUAGCAGAAGAGUUGAGGUCGGGUUGCCAAGUAAUCUGCUAUUUUGCGUACUCUUUAAUGGGGUAUAGGAGCUCAUUUAAAAGGAAAUAGUCAAGGCUUGGUUCUUAACCGCAUCUUAAGUCGGUCUAUGUUCACCAUUUAGCCGGGAUAUAGAACUAUUUGGUGACGGUAAAGGGGGUCUCAUCUCUCAGUGUCAAGGUGAGGCAUACUUCGAUGACGGUAGAAUCCCAUCAUAUUUGCAGCCCAACACCGUGGAUAUAUGUAUAGUUAUAUAUUUCGUUAUGUACUAACUCAACAUUAAACAAAGGAGUAUUCUUUUCUAUAUUUUGAAAUGGGAAUAAAACAAAUGCACUCUAUACAAAGAAAAGAAUUAUAAGCAGACGGAGAAAGGGGGAAUUAUUAGGUUAACCGCUUGUGAUCAACACAUCUAUGCGGUGAGACGGCGAGACUUCAGGAAUUCAUAAUCGGGCAUGGCUUCCUUAACCCACUUGUAUAUCUUAGCUCCAUCGAUCUCACCGAACUCAGCCUUCCACUUGGGAGCUUCAGCUUCGAUAUCGAUGUUGGCAGCAAGCUUGUCCUUCAUGAUACCGUUCGAGGCGUUGAGAGAAGACAGCAUACGCUUAGCCAUGGGGUCGUACUUCUUAGACUGCUCUUCGCUGACGGGGUCCCAAGUGAACUUCAGGUGGUUGCGGUCCAACCCGAUAAUAUCAGCCAGCUUUUGAACAACAGUUUCAUCGGCCAUGACAUCAUCUGCAUCGAUGACGAUGGGCCAGGGUUGGGUGGUGGAAGAUGAUCCAGCCUGCUGGAACUUUUCGCUGUACCAGUCAAACAUGGAGCGAAUGUUGUGCAGGCUCAUGUAAAUGGGUAGAUCAGGCUUUCCAACCUCAAGGGAGUCGGUGUUGCCGAUAUCUUCCUUCUUCAUCUUUCUGAAGUCAUCCAUGCAUCGGUAGAAGGAUGGGAACAUGAGAGCGGGGUGGCGGAUGAGGAAGACUGGCUUCCAGGUAAGGAGGAAUUCAUCAGAGAAGAUAGUUUGGUUUCCUGGGCUACGAACAAUUUCGGAUCCCUGGGGGACGUCGAUGGUAAGUGGUGCCUCUUUAACGUCGUUGGUCUUGAACAUAAAUUUGGUCUGGCUGCUGGGCUCGAGGAGAAUGUUGGCGUGCUCCUUGACGACAGAGAUUCUGCCGGCAGCCUUUGACUCGGUAACAUCCUUCAUCAUUUCAUCAUAUCCUUUGUUGUACAUGGCACGGGCCUGGGUUUUUUCCUCUUCGGUCCACUCGUCGACAUGCUUAGCUCGGAGACCCUUUUCCCCAAGGAACAUGAGGGUCUCCAGGAAGUAGUAGCCAGCAUGCGGGCGAGCCUUGACCAUUGGCUGCUCUUCCAAUCCCAGAAUCUGGACAAGCAAAUUAGAAGCAGAGCGAGGGUGGGUAAUAAGAUAGACGCGCUCCAUUGUUGGAUAUUUCGGAAUGUUCGGUAUUCAAAGUGGAUAUAUACUUGAAGAGGCCGUAAACCGUGAUAGAUCGCAGGAUAAAUCUGCCGGGUGUAUGGAAGUAGUGAAGGAAUAUGAGCUAUAGGGGAGAUAGACGGCGGGAGACAGGCGGAUUUUAUAACCACCUGCAGGCCUUCGCCAGCUCAAAACCCCCGCUGAUAGUUUCAACCAGAUGGCCCGUUUGCUGCCUGCAAAGUCAAGAAUGUAGACCCAGGGCGGGAACUUCGAGUCUCCGUGGAUCCGACGCCUUCCGGCUAUUUCAAAAGUUCUCGGUCAAAUCUACCUCCGUUAUAGGUGCCUUGGCCAUAUCUCCUUGUGUACAAGGAGUGUUAUAGACCGAAAAUGCUUCAAUGGUGGCAGUCAGCAUUCUCCCCAAUGGAAACUUUUGAGAAUGCAAGCCUCCCAUUAAAACUCCCGGGAGCCUUGCGUUCUGGUAGGAGGUCAACUGCAGCCACGAAGAGGCUGCUGAUUAGUUUCGUGGGUCAUGUAGUUACUGCGAACGGAGCUUUUACUCCGCGGCUUCAAGGACAUGAAGCGAGGACCUCGUAUGUAAUGGCAUUAAGCCCCGGAAUUCUCCAAUACCGAUGGGAGUAAUGCAAACCAUGCUACCAACGUUGCCCAUAAUGAGACAAAUUGUUGUGGCCGCCUUGUGAGAGCACGAGAGUAAUACCUGGAACGGGAGCAUUUCAAGGAGCCCGAUGGCCCGGA